GGCGGCGGGGCGGGGCAGGUCUCUGUCGGUUUGUGUGGGGUGGGAACGGCCCUUACCGGGAGGAGCGUCAGCCAGCCGAGGAGCCAGGGCGCUGCUGUGGGACUCAGAUCCUUAAAUAAGUGCCUUGGACUGCAGAUUUCUCACAAUGACUAGUAGUGUGCCUUCUGAUGUGCUUGGUCGAAGAAUCCUUUGUGAUACAGAAUAUGCAACUGUGAGGUAUGCUGGUAGUGUUCCUCCCACAACAGGUCUUUGGCUUGGAGUAGAAUGGGACAGUCCUCAAAGAGGAAAGCAUAAUGGCAGCCAUGAAGGAAUACAGUAUUUUAAAUGCGCUCACCCGACAGGAGGAUCCUUUAUCCGCCCAAACAAGGCAAAUUUUGGUGUGGAUUUUCUUACUGCAGUAAAGAACCGCUAUGGAUUGAAUGAUGAGCAAGAUGUUGAGUGUGAGAAAGAGAAUGCUUUAGUCAUUGGAAAGAAGACUGUGGAACUUGUUGGUUUUGACUCUAUUAUAGAACAACAAAGUCAACUGAACAAAUUGGUAGACAUCUCAGUGAGCGAAUGUGCAGUGAGCCAUGCUGGUCAGAAAGAGGAAAUCAGCAGAACGUGUCCUAAUAUCAGGAGUAUAAAUCUAUCAAAAAAUCUGUUGCCAUCCUGGGAGAAAGUAACAGAUAUUGCUUGUCAAGUUCAGAAUCUGGAAAGUCUUGAUCUCAGUGAAAACAAGAUGAAAUUUCCAUCUGCUUCUAUAACCUGUACACUUAGUAAAUUGAGGGUUCUGGCACUUAAUCGAACUGGAGUAACAUGGGCAGAGGUUCUUCUGUGUGCUCCAGGGUGGCCAGCACUUGAAGAAUUGUACCUUGCUUCCAAUGAUAUUACAGUUUUAGAAAGACCCAUUAACGUUCUACAGACCUUGAAAUUGUUAGACCUUUCAAACAACCAAUUAAUUGAUGGAAGUCAACUGCAGCUAAUAGCAUAUCUUCCCAGAUUAGAACAACUAAUUCUUUCAAACACUGGAAUUUCUUCUAUACACUUUCCUGAUGUUGGAUUUGGAUGCAAGACUAAAAUGUUUCCGUUAUUACAACGUCUUGCAGUAGAUGACAAUAAAAUAUUGCAAUGGUCGUUUAUCAAUGAGCUUGAUAAACUACAAUGUUUGCAGUCACUGCACUGUCAGAAUAACCCUUUGAUGGGCACAGAGAAGAACCCAGAGACAGUGAGACAGCUUAUCAUUGCCAAAAUAGGCCAAUUAAAGGUUCUGAACAAAUCUGAGAUUUUUCCUGAUGAAAGAAAGGGAGCAGAGCUUGACUAUCGCAAAAUGUUUGGCAAUGACUGGAUAACGGCUGGUGGAAAUCAGAAUCCAGACAAAAACAGACCAAAUGAGGAAUUUCUUGCUGCUCAUCCUAGGUACCAGUUACUCUGCCUUAAAUAUGGUGCUCCUGAAGAAGGUGAAUUGAAACGACAACAGCCUUUCAUUCUGAAAAAUCAGCUGCUAACUUUGACAAUUAAAUGUCCAGACAAACCUGAUCAGAAACCCAUAGAGAAGAAACUACCAGAUUCUAUGACUAUUCAGAAGGUCAAAGGUUUGCUGUAUCGUCUACUUAAAAUUCCUGGUUCAGAACUGAAAUUGUCCUAUGAAAGUUCUAAAAUGGAAGGCAAAGAAAUUGAACUAGAAAAUGACCUAAAGCCCUUGCAGUUUUACUCUAUAGAAAAUGGAGACUCUCUGUUAGUACGGUGGUAACUUUUUUUAAAAUGCAACGUCAGAAGAGGAGCCCACAGGCUACCCCAGGAGAGCAUCUGCAAUUCGUGCCACUCUUCUUGUACAUAUUUAAUGUGGAUUUCAUAAACUGGGACAGAGGGCUAUUUGAAAUGAUGCUUCUAACUCCUGCAUGUAUAUUUUCAAUUAAAAAAAAAAUUGGUGCAUAA
Messenger RNA from Chelonia mydas (Green sea turtle), 1914 nucleotides. It is a transcript of the gene TBCE, whose product is annotated as tubulin folding cofactor E. The record is from RefSeq and is a predicted model, not a curated record. Gene Ontology annotation, molecular function: protein binding. NCBI's taxonomy places the organism in Eukaryota, Metazoa, Chordata, Testudines, Cheloniidae. The transcript has 17 exons. Gene Ontology annotation, cellular component: cytoplasm. The coding region runs from base 146 to 1729 and encodes 527 amino acids.